Messenger RNA from Arabidopsis arenosa, 3703 nucleotides. NCBI's taxonomy places the organism in Eukaryota, Viridiplantae, Streptophyta, Magnoliopsida, Brassicales, Brassicaceae. The record is from the annotation of a GenBank genome assembly.
AAAAAAAAAAGGCAGCUGAAUCUGCAAGUUAGGGUUCUUCCGACAUGAAUCUUGCCCCAAUCUCCAGCAACUAAAAAGGAUGAAGAGACUAAGAUCCAGCGACGACCUUGAUUUUUCUAAAGAUAAGAAUGUUGACGGAGAACCUCCCAACUCGGACCGCCCGGCCUCUUCCUCCCACCGGGGCUUCUUCCACAAGUCCUUCUCGGGCAACAACAACCGUGACCGCGGGGAAGAUGCUGCCGGCUUCUCCAGGGCUUUUUCCCGUAGGCGAUCCAAUCGUGACUUCGAUAAUCAUCGGCCGGAUGCCCGGUACCAUCGAUCUGAGAGCGCUUGUUUCCCAAGGAGGGCUUUUCCAAAGGGAUUUCGUUCUGAGAGGGAGAGGCCCAACAGGGAAGCUAGUGUCUCUUCCUGGAGGAGGUUUGGUGGUCCUGGUAAUGACUUUGGCGUUGAAGACCUGAAAGAUAGGAGAUUAAGGGACGCUGAAAGGGAAAGGACUCUCAAAUCCCCUUCUUGGUCCAGAGACUCGGCUAACGACCUUUCCAAAUUCAAACCUCUCGAUUCCAGAAAUUCCCGCUCCAGAUCCAAAUCUCUAGCUUCUCCAACAUGGUCCAAAGAUUCCGGGAGUGAGCAAUCCAAAAGUGUUGGAAAUGUUGUCAAGAAAACCGAGGAGGAAGUGCAGGGUAAGAGCAGUACAAGCAGUAGCGAGAUGGAGGAAGGAGAGCUGGAGCCAGAGCCCCAACCGGAGACUGCCUCAGGGCUUGCUCAUCAAAUCAAACAUGACAGUAAACUACCUCCCUGCGCUGCUGAUGAGCAUAAGAACGCAAGGAUUGAUAGUAGCUUCCAGGAGAUUGGAAAAAACGCUCAACUUGAUACCAACACUGAGAGUAACAGGGAACUCAGUCAUGUGGGUGGUGAUAGUGAAAUGGAAACGGCUGGGAGCAUGACGGAUAAGAAAAGUGUUGCAGACGCGGAAAAUGUGCCUGAGCUUGCAACUGAGUCCAUGCAUGUUUCUCAAAACAACGUGAACGAUACUUCUACAGCUUUGGCUAUUGAACACGAGCGUAGAGAUGACACAACCACUGCUAGUGUCAAUGAGAUUACAGAUACGGUUGAUGAUAAAGGUGACAAAGAUGGGGAAUAUAAGGAGAACCAUCAUGGAGUGAAGUUGGAAGAAACUCUUUAUCCAGAUGUUCCUGAACGGUUUCAGGUAGAAGAGCUUAAGGGAGUGAAGGGUAAUGAUGGUGAUGCCAACAAAGUGGACGAUGAAGGCCCGGAAUGUGUUCAGGAAAAUGCUCUAGGUAAUAGAACGCCUGCACAAUACAUAAGCAGUGUAUCCGAUAGCUCCACCCACAAAUGCGAGGAUAAAGGCAAAAAUUCUGAUGUCCCACUUACUCAUUUACUAGGAAAUGCCCUCUUUUCUGAAAGCAAGUCUGAGGAUCUUACUGACAAGGAUAAAGAUGAAAAAGAUGACAACUUCGGAGGACCGAGUAUCAGGGGGUUUGAACUGUUCUCUAGUUCUCCGGUUAGGAGAACAACGAAAACGGAGCAGUCAGGUGUCAAUAAGCCCAAGGAUGAGAAGUUGUUGUUGGAGCCACUGGAUCUGUCACUUAGCCUACCAGAUGUAUUGUUGCCGAUUGGUGGCCAGGAUACUAAUCAGCCUCUCGGGUCACCAGUCCGUUCUGGAAGUGUUCGGUCUUUGACAGACACGUUUUGUACCAAUUCUGAUGGCUUCACCAUGUCUAUGUCCUUUUCAGGUUCCCGUUCGUUUAAUCAUAAUCCAAGCUGUUCGUUGAAUCACAAUAUUGGAGACAAUGAGCAGUCAGUUCAUAGCCGACCUAUAUUUCAGGGUAUAGAUUGGCAGGCACUGUCUCAUAAUGAUUCAAAGUACAACGAGAAUACAGUCUAUCAAAGACUAAUGGAAAAUGGAAAUGGUUCAGUUCAACCUCGAGCAAUGAAAGGCAAUUUAAUUUCAGGUCAAGCUGAUGAAGAGCAUCUUAGAUUGCCCGAUGGGAGCUCUAAGGCAGCAAAUAUACUUGAGAAACAAUUGAGUUUCCAGAAAAGUGUUGAUGUUAGAUCAGCAUGUCCAAGAACGGGCUCUCUUGAAAAUGGUUCAAAGUUUACUGUUGAGAAGAAAAAAGCCAAGGACUUUUUUAGUGGUAGUAAUUCCUGGAUAACUGGGCUGGAAGCUGGUGGGCAUGAUUUUGUUGAGACGGUCAUCAGAUACAUUCUCUCCGAUUCGAUGCCUGUAAUGACCAAGAGAUUUCAUGAAAUGCCCACUCGAUACAUAACUAGCCUGAAGGAAAACAUCCGGCAGAUGAUGCUGAACAUGGAUAAGAAUGUACAACUUGGUGCUUUUCAGGAUGCUCUGCAGAACAGGACUGAUAUAACACUGGAAUUGCUUACAAAAUCUCAUCGCGCUCAGUUGGAGAUCUUGGUCGCACUGAAAGCUGGGCGUUCUGAUUUCCUUCUGAUGGACAACAGCAUCUCGUCUUCCCAUUUAGCUGAGAUUUACAUGAACAUGAGAUGCAAAAAUCUUUCUUGUAGGGUUCUGUUACCUGUGGAUGAAUGUGAUUGCAGGGUUUGUUCAAGGAAGGAUGGAUUUUGUAGUGCUUGCAUGUGUCUUGUGUGCUCAAAUUUUGAUAUGGCAUCCAACACCUGUAGCUGGGUUGGGUGUGAUGUGUGCCUACACUGGUGCCAUACAGAUUGUGGGAUAAGAGAGUCUUACAUCCGGAAUGGGAUCAAUGCUUCUGGUGCUCCAGGGAUGACGGAGAUGCAAUUCCACUGUGUUGCCUGUAACCAUCCCUCAGAGAUGUUUGGCUUUGUCAAAGAAGUGUUUCUGAAUUUUGCCAGGGAAUGGAAAUUUGAGCGCUUUUGCAAGGAACUGGAGUAUGUCAAUAAGAUAUUUUCAUCAAGCAAAGACUCUCGAGGGAAACAGCUGAGACAAGCUGCUGAUACGAUGCUGGCAAGUUUGAAAAGUAAAUUGAUAGGCCUUCCUGAAGCUUGCAAUCGCAUAUUGGGUUUCGUUUCAGACUGUGAUUCGUCCACUCCUGCUGAAACUUGUGCACCGUUCAGAUACGAACAGCCAAAACCCAGGCAUGAGAGGGGAAGCCCUAGUCAGGACACAGCGUGGCUGAGAUCGGUGUGCUCAGAUAAACCGCACCAUCAGCUGAAAAGGUCAGCGAGCGUAGUUGAUGCGUUCCACAGAGAGAGACAAGUUGAAAUAUGUGGAGUGGAGAUGGAGUUGAAAAGGGAAUCACCAAAGGAACCUCGUUUCGAAGAGCUAGAGAGCAUUGUGAGAAUGAAGCAAGCAGAGGCAGAGAUGUUCCAAGGACGGGCAGAUGAUGCACGAAGAGAAGCAGAGGGGCUGAAACGAAUAGCAAUAGCGAAGAAGGAGAAGAUAGAGGAAGAGUACAAGCGGAGAAUGGGGAAGUUGAGUAUGGAGGAGGCAGAGGAGAGAAGGAGGAGGAGGUACGAGGAGUUGGAGGCAAUGGAGAGAGGGCAGAGAGAGUUUUAUGAAAUGAAGAUGAGAAUGGAGGAAGAGAUGAGAGGGCUUCUCACCAAAAUGGAAGUGACGAAGCAGAGUCUGGCCUUGUAAUAUUUGUAGUAGUAAAUCAUAUGUAAUGUACACACAAACCUCCUCGUAUGUAACCUAAAGAUAAAUGUAAGGUCUUCUUUUAGAGAGUAUUAAAGAGUUUUGCGUCCU